AUGCUUUCUGAGCAUUGUAUUUACUAAGGAAGGGAAGCAGUGUUUCCUUGCACAAUCCCUGAAAACUUACAUGUGCCACCGAGUAGCACCUGGUCAGUUUGUGAUAGCAGUGAAAUGAAACAACAAAAGGGUGGCAACUUCCUUCCAGGCAAACAGCUCCCUGGAAAAUUCCUUAGGUUAAGAUUUUUCCCGAGGCCCCUUACCUAUAUUGCCUGUCAGGAAGGACAUGCAUUUUGUAUUCCAAGAUUCUUAGUAACAGGCAGGGCACCCCCUAGCAGGGAUUAUAUGAAAGGGAAAGAAGCUAUCACUAUCCAGUUAGGUCCCUCACCCACCGAGCCCCUCCUACCUCAGCAACUCAGUCCACAUGGGUUUUUCCAUUUUAUUUUCCUCUUCUUCCUUGAUCAAAUCAUGUCCAAAGCCACCUGCCUCUUUGGAAAGGGUAUGUUGUACAAAUUCAUCUCUGGAAUGAUUUCAGUAAAAGGUUCAGUUCAAUGCUGAGACAACCUCAAGACUGGUUUCUUCGAAUGGGGGUCUCGCCUGGACUGCUCAACACACCCUCGUCACUCAGGUCAUCUACUUACAGUGGCUCAGAUGUAAAGCCCCCCUUCCUCCACCAGUUCUUCUUAGUCUUUUAGAUCUAGGAAACCCCUUCUUUAGAGGCUAUAAAAGACUAGAGCUCAGGGGGAAAAAUGUCUCAAAGUACAGAAAAGUUGGCUAAACCCUAUGGAACCCAAGGCCAGUUGUAAAGAAUCAGUCAGCAGAGAUGAGAGGACUUUUCAACAACCCACUGAAGGAGAAUUUGGCUGUCAGAGUUAGGGAAGAAAAACCCUGUGGAAUCUUAACAUUUUCAAGGUAUGAGGGAGCUUAAAGGGCCUCAAGUCUGAUAUUUUUACUUUGUAGAGUAGCGAAUAGAGCCUAUGAAGGUAAGAAAAUUACCCUUGGUUUCUCAGAAGCAGUUGCCAGAACCCAGGUCUCCACCCAGCUGCCCAGAGCCUGUAAUUCACAGAGGAAUUUGGCACAUUACAUUCUGGAGGCAUUCACUUUCCUAUUUCAAAAGGGAAAAUCAGGCUAUGAAUGCUUUCAGUAUUGAUACCUUCUUAGUUUCUAUAGUUAUGGCCUGGAAAGAAUUGUCCAGUAUUCAGUUAGGUUAUUACGGAACUGGUCUGUCCAGCCUUGGGAUUUUUCUUAACUCUAUAAAAGUUACAUUGGCUUUUAAGACGUUUGCUUGACUUUCAUCAUAGCCAAGAGGAGUCAGCUUGAAAAUCCAGACACACAUGCAUUGAGUGCAUCAUGUUUCUCAUGAUACAGCCUUUUUUUUUUUUUUUUAAGAAAUUAUACUUAUUCUGCUGGGCUAUGAAAAGAAUAAAAAACUCUAGGAAGGGAGGUGCCUUAGUGUCUGUGCUUCUAAAUUGCAGCCUGAGGGCAACAGUACUGUAUACCCCAACCCGUCAUACAGGUUUGGUGUACAUGUUUACUCUCUGUGGUGGAAAAGUAUCUCUGCAUUCAUCAUCGUAAACCGUGCCUGUGAGUGCCUUGAAAUCUUUCUAAAACCCCAAAGAGGACUGACCAGUUUAUGACUCUUCCUUUCCAGCCUAUAGAACUUUAGCAGCAUGUUUAAGUAGGAGAAGUGCAAGACGUUCUUGUAGGACUUCUCCAUGUUCUAGGAGAAAGGCUUCCUCUAGCUCUAACUGAUAGGUUGCAACACUUGAAGACCCGAGACAUUUUGGAGUUGAAAUUUAUAUAUUAAGGCAACAGAGUGUUUUGGAGUUGGAACUUCCAGAAACUCUGCUGAAAAGACCUUAUUUUCUAAGGAUAAAUUUCAGCACAUUUGGAGCAAGUAAAAUUGCAGAAAAUGUCAAGGCAUGAAAUCCCAGGUAAAAAGAUGGCCUAUCAGAAGGUGAAUGCAGAUCAAAGAGCACCAGGGCAUUCACAGUACUUAGACAAUGAUGACCUUCAAGCCACUGCCCUAGACUUAGAAUGGGACAUGGAAAAGGAACUGGAGGAGCCUGGUUUUGACCAGUUCCAACUAGAUAGUGCUGAGAAUCAGAACCUGGAGAACCCAGAGACUGCAGAUCUCAAUCUUGAUUCCAUUCAACCAGCAACUUCACCCAAAGGAAGGUUUCAGAGACUUCAAGAAGAGUCUGACUAUGUUACCCGUUACACAAGAUCUGCACCAAAGAGCAACCCCUGCAACUUUUGCCGCCUUUUAAAAGUACUUUGCACAGCCAUCAUUUUAUUUAUUUCGGGGAUUUUGAUAGGCUAUUAUGCACAUAAAAAAUGUCCUUCAAAUGCUACAUCUUCAGCAACGCUUGAUCUUCAGUUAUACCAAGAGAUUCUCGAGACAAUCCAAGCAGAAGAUAUUAAGAAGUCUUUCAGAAAUUUGGUACAACUGUAUAAAAGUGAAGAUGACACAGAAAUUUCAAAGAAGAUUAAGACCCACUGGACUUCUUUGGGCCUAGAAGAUGUACAGUUUGCAAAUUACUCUGUGCUGCUUAAUCUGGCAGGCCCUUCUGCCAGCUCCGUGACUCUGCGCAGCAGCGGCCAAUGCUUUCAUCCUAAUGGCCAGCCCUGCAGCGAAGAAGCCAGAACCCAUAGCAGCCAAGAUCUGCUCUACUCAUAUGCAGCCUACUCUGCCAAAGGAACUCUCGAGGCUGAAGUUAUCGAUGUGAGUUAUGGAAAUGCAGAUAAUUUAAAAAGGAUUCAAAAAAUGAAAAAUACAACGAAUCGGAUUGCACUCCUGAAAUUAGGAAAAUUGCCAUUACUUUAUAAGCUUUCCUUAUUAGAAAAGGCUGGAUUUGGUGGUGUUCUUCUAUAUAUUGACCCUUGUGAUUUACCAAAGACUGCAAAUCUUAGCCAUGAUACCUUCAUGGUGUCACUGAACCCAGGAGGGGACCCUUCAACGCCUGGUUAUCCAAGUGUGGAUGGAAGCUUUAGACAGAACCGAUCAAACCUCACGUCUCUGCUAGUUCAGCCCAUCUCGGCGUCUCUCGUUGAGAAACUGAUCUCUUCUCCAAACAGCAGAACCCAAACUGGUGUCUGUAGCCCUCUAGAACUUCCAAAUAACGAUGAAAGAAUUGUCAACAUGCAAGUUCAGACAGUUACAGAAUUCAAAACAGUGACUAAUGUUGUUGGAUAUUUAAAGGGCUUGACAUCUCCAGACCGGUAUAUCAUAGUUGGCAGCCACCAUCAAAGUGCAUACGGUUCUUAUGGACAAGAAUGGGCCAGCAGCACUGCUGUAAUCACUGCUUUUAUCCGGGCCUUGAUGUUAAAAGUUAAGAAAGGGUGGAGACCAGACCGCACGAUUGUUUUCUGUUCAUGGGGAGGAACAGCUUUUGGCAAUAUUGGCUCAUAUGAAUGGGGAGAGGAUUUCAGGAAAGUUCUACAGAGAAAUGUCGUGGCUUAUGUUAGUCUCCAUAGUCCCAUAAGGGGUAACUCAAGUCUACAUUCCAUAGCCUCACCAUCUCUUCGGCAACUGGUAAUAGAGAAAAAUCAUUUCAACUGUUCCAGAAGAGCUAACUGCCAAGAAACUAACGUCAGUUCCGUACAGAUACAAGGUGAUGCUGAUUAUUUCAUCAACCAUCUUGGAGUUCCCACCGUGCAGUUUGCCUUUGAGGACAUCAAAGCAUUAGAGGGUCCAAGUUUUCUCUCUGAGGCCCUUUUCCCUAAACGUGCAAGAAAAAUUGAAGAAAUGGAUCCUUUUUUCAACCUUCAUGAAGCCAUUACCAAGCUCUCAGGAGAAGUGAUUUUGCAAAUUGCCAAUGAACCAGUUCUGCCCUUUAAUGCUCUCGAUGUAGCUUUAGAAGUUCAAAACAGCCUUAAAGGUGAUCAACCCAACACUCAACUGCUAGCUCUGGCCUCACGCCUGCGGGAGAGUGCUGAACUCUUCCAGUCAGAUGAGAUGCGUCCUGCUAAUGAUCCCAAGGAAAGAAUGCCCAUCCGUGUCCGAAUGCUGAAUGACAUUCUCCAAGACAUGGAGAAAAACUUCCUGGUACAGCAAGUGCCACCAGGUUUUUAUAGAAAUAUCCUGUACCACCUUGAUGAGAAGACAAGCCAGUUUUCAAUCCUCCUGGAGGCACAGGAGCGCUGCCAGUUACUUGCCUCAAAUGAGAGCCUUCAAGAAGCCCUGUCCGAGGUGCUGAACAGCAUUAAUUCAGCUCAGGUUUACUUCAAAGCAGGACUUGAUGUGUUCGAGGAUGUCUUGGCUGGAAAGAACUGAGUAAACUCUCAGCAUUUUAAAAAGUUUGUUUACAAUUCCUCAAGCAAAAUCUCUAAUCUAACCGGAUUUUCUGACAUUGAAGACUUUCCCCCCAGUGACUUUUUAUACAAGUCUAAAGCUAUUAUUAUGACAUCGUGUUUUUAAAUGUACAUAUAAAAGAGCAUUUUGCACAUUUAAUAUUUUCUUAUAUCGACAUCUCUGAAUAUGUCAAAGCAAGUUAUUGAAAUAAUCCUUAAGAUUUAUCUAUUAAAAAGAAAUCUGCUGUAUUUUUGUAUAUAUAAAAUAUGUGGGGGGAAAGUUCUAAGAUGUUCUGGACAAUCUUCACUCCUAGGGAUAAAACAUAUAGGAAUGGAAGUUAAAACAUAUAGGAAUGGAAGCUAUUAAUGACCUAGUUUCUGAAUAGAAAUGGAGAGUUGAUAUGAUUUCAGAUUAACUUCACCUAGUAAGUAUUCAAUAUGAAGAAUUCAAGUAUUCCGACUGACUGAUUGGUCGACCAAAACCACUUUGAAUGUUUCUAUUUUAUGAAAUGAAGUGCCUGUUCGUAAUACAACUAGAUGUAGUAAUACACUGGUUAUGAAAUUGUAUUUUUUAAGUAUUAAUGAAAAAAAGAGCCAUAAACAUUCCAGGGGAAAAUCUCAAAGUAGCUGCACAGAGCAAUUUAAAUGCAAAUUUUUUCCUAACAACUUAUAAGGUGACUAGCUUUGAAACCCCUAAUUUGCUUCAGUUGAUUUUGUACAAAUUUCAGGAGUGAUAUAUGUCUUAUGAGGGAGAAAAUAUUUCUGAUUUCUUCUUCUGUUGGUUCUGUUGGAAGCACUGAAACCCAGCUACUCUAAAAUGAAAGCAUUUUGCAUCGCUAUUCCUUCUUGUAUUUUUUUCUGAACCUCCUUCCUGUAAGGCGGUUUUAACAGAAAACCAUGUAAUUUCCACAGGAAAGUAGCAAAGUUUCUCUUUGAAAACCCAAACUAUCUUGAAAAGCAUCAAAUUGCUAUUUCUGCCACUGACAAAAAGGACUUACAAUGAAAGAAAUAGUUGUUUGAUCAAUGGAAAACUUCUUAAUUCUGUGAAGAGGCUUUUGAUAUUUUUCCUUCUUUAUCCUUCAUUGUGACUAAGAUGAAAGUGUAGCAAAUAUUCAUGCUUCUAAUUUUAUGCAGAAAAUACAGUGUUACUACAAGAGUGUGUCUUUCCCACACUUCAGUUUUCUCCUGUGGAAAAUGAAGUUUUUCAUACUGACAUUGUCAUGAAAUGGCCCCAGCAUCCACUGUUUCCUCAAAAGCCCAACAUUCUGUCUGUUCAGUGACAGUUUGAACUUUGAGCUUUAUCCUUAGAAAUGUUCUUUUGGUAUUGAAUAAAGCAAUUCCCCUUAGGAAAUGUACCCUCAGUAUAUUUUAUGUGAAUUGUCUCCACCUAACACAACACCCAGACACACUUCCCUUUGUAGAUACUCCACCAGAGCAACAUUACAGCCAAUGCUUGUAUGUCAAAGUCUCCAGUUUUUAUGGAUAAGUGUAAACCUACUCUUGGUUUAAAGAAAAGCCACAGCUGAGGGAAAAGAAUUAAUCAGUAUUGAUUAAUUGAUUUAUAAGGGUCAGCUGUUCCUAUCAUACAUAAUGUUGAUAUGCUCAAGGCAAAGAGGAGAGUUGAUGCAAUUAGCUGGAUAAUUCAAGCAGAAAUCCAUUUUCCUAUGAAUUGCCUGUGUGCGCAUAUUUCUAAGUGACAAAUGAAACUACCUUACACCUUUUUUUUGAAACCAGUGUGCUUGUUUGAAAAUAUCUCCUAUGUUGAGGAGUAUCUACAAGGAAAAGCUAAGAGGAUCAGCUUCUUGCGUGCCUCAGUGUCAGUGUCCUGAUUUCUCUUCCACAGAAAUCAAUAGCAGAACAGAGGGGAAAGACACACACAAACACUGUUCAGGGCCAAAUAAGAGAAUGCUUUCUACCCAAGGAUCCUCCAUAUUUAAUCAAGCUUUCAUGUGUUCCUUCUAGUUCUUUGUUAUAGUUGAAGUUAAUGUAAACCAAAAGACAUUUUGAAGAUGGAGCUGAAUUUAAGGCAAGCAAAAGCAAAUAAUCAUUAGUUUGGUAGUUUAUCAUUUGAAAACAAAAUCCUAAGGAAACUCACUCCCUUAGUUGGUAAGACUGUCGAGAGCACAAAACACAUGUUUGUACGUUUUGUCUAAAGAUUGUAUACCUACGUAAACCACAUUGCAUAGAUAAAAAUCUCAAUAUUAUGUAUUCUCCCUUCUAGAUUAUAUAUUUGCUAUUUGAAAAAGAAGCUAAAAUUAACUAUGUACUAGUGUGUUUUUAUUAGUCUAUUUAAGAGAUUAUGUGAAGAAAGUAAAUUAUAAUUAAAACGGAUGUCCACUAAUUCUAUAGAUGCUGCUUUAGAUCUUCGACUACAACAAACCUCUUAACUAGAACAUCACUGCUAUGGUGUUCCUCUAAAUUUAUAUCAUUUUAAUUUUUUUUCCUUAACAAAUCCAAGUAAAUAAAAUCCUAUGCAAAUUAAUUACAAGUGUUUUUGGUGAAUUGAUAGUAGGUUCAAACUGUUGCGGAGAUAUCUGGGUGGCUGGUAUUUCUCGCAAUCCUUCGCUUAUAGAAUGGUGCCAGGGCACAAUGAGUCACAAAUGGUUACUCUCCCAAGAAAAUAUGGCAUACAUUCACCACUUAAAUUUGGGUUCAAGAAAGGUAUGCGUGGGCUACUGCCCUUUUUGGAAAAGCGGAGGGUGCAUGAAAAGAAAGCCUGAGACAUUCUGUCUAAGCACUAGGGAAUUACCUUUAGCCAGGGAAAGCAAUGUCACUCUCAUCAGAGGCAGUGCGUGAAGCCAGUGAUUAGCAACAUAAUAUAGUCCAUGGGUUAGUUAGUAGCAAAAACACUAAACUAAAAAAUACUGGAAUUUAAGUUUCUCUGCUUUUUCAUGCAAUAUGUCUAGUUCUCUCCCUGAGGUGCGAGGGCUACAAAUGUGUUUUGUUUUUUUGUUUUGUUUUGUUUUUCCAGUGUGUUUUAUGUAACUAGCAAUUUAACCAGAGGCUAUAUGGGAUGGAAUCACUGCUUUUAAUUAACGGUUCGUUCAUUCUAUGACUGUAGACGGAACUGUCUAUAGUUCCCUGUCCCCACAGGGAACCCAGGAAAAGGACACCAAGACUGGGUACUUGGGAGAAAUGGAGAGAGUCUCUACAUGACACCAGGAAGGAGAACAUUGAGUAAAAUGCUUCUAAGAGAGGACGUUUUAGCUUUGUAUUAAAUCAGCAGUCUAAAUCAGUAUUUCCCAAAAUAUGGAUUUGGAGGAGUAAGGCCUAGGAAUGCUCAUCUUUAGCAAGAUUGCUCAGAUAAUAUUCAAGUACAAUGAAUUUUAAGUUUAAGAACCUCUAAUCUACACUGAUCCUGGGUCUUGAGAAACAUUACUUGGUAAUAUAUGCAAAUAAAAUAAAGAGUCACGAUAACAGGAAGGACCCCAAACUUUGCUGUUAAUGGCACCA
This is a messenger RNA of Mustela erminea (ermine), 7686 nucleotides long. RefSeq names its product N-acetylated alpha-linked acidic dipeptidase like 2 (gene NAALADL2). NCBI's taxonomy places the organism in Eukaryota, Metazoa, Chordata, Mammalia, Carnivora, Mustelidae. The record is from RefSeq and is a predicted model, not a curated record. Bases 1853 to 4216 code for a protein of 787 amino acids. The transcript is spliced from 14 exons.